Messenger RNA from Callorhinus ursinus (northern fur seal), 1752 nucleotides. RefSeq names its product WD repeat containing, antisense to TP73 (gene WRAP73). Gene Ontology annotation, cellular component: microtubule organizing center; MWP complex. Gene Ontology annotation, molecular function: protein binding. NCBI's taxonomy places the organism in Eukaryota, Metazoa, Chordata, Mammalia, Carnivora, Otariidae. The record is from RefSeq and is a predicted model, not a curated record. Gene Ontology annotation, biological process: microtubule anchoring at mitotic spindle pole body.
CCAUGCUUCCGUCCUCCGUCACUUCCGGCCGCGCAGGUAGCGGUUGCGGCAGUCCUGGCUGCCCUGAGGUUCGCUGGGCCUGGGUUCGGCGGCCGCCAUGAACUUCUCUGAGGUGUUCAAGCUUUCCAGCCUGCUCUGCAAGUUCUCCCCGGACGGCAAAUACCUGGCUUCUUGUGUCCAGUACCGGUUAGUGAUCCGGGAUGUGAACACCCUUCAGAUCCUUCAGCUGUACACAUGCCUGGACCAGAUCCAGCACAUCGAGUGGUCGGCAGACUCCCUGUUCAUCCUGUGCGCCAUGUACAAGCGGGGGCUGGUGCAGGUGUGGUCCUUGGAGCAGCCGGAGUGGCACUGCAGAAUCGACGAGGGCUCGGCCGGGCUGGUGGCCUCGUGCUGGAGCCCCGACGGCCGCCACAUCCUCAACACCACCGAGUUCCACCUGCGGAUAACUGUCUGGUCCUUGUGCACAAAGUCUGUGUCUUACAUCAAAUAUCCUAAAGCCUGUCAGCAGGGCAUUGCCUUCACCCGGGACGGCCGCUACAUGGCGUUGGCUGAGCGGCGGGACUGCAAAGACCACGUGAGCAUCUUCGUCUGCAGCGACUGGCAGCUCCUACGGCACUUUGAUACGGAAACCCAGGACCUCGCAGGGAUUGAGUGGGCCCCAAAUGGCUGUGUGCUGGCCGUGUGGGACACCUGUCUGGAGUACAAGGUCCUGCUCUACUCAUUGGACGGCCGGCUCUUGUCUGCCUACUGUGCCUACGAGUGGUCCCUGGGCGUCAAGUCUGUGGCCUGGAGCCCCAGCAGCCAGUUCCUGGCGGUCGGAAGCUAUGACGGGAAGGUGCGCAUUCUUAAUCAUGUGACUUGGAAAAUGAUCACAGAGUUUGGGCAUCCAGCAACUGUUAAUAAUCCCAAAACAGUUGUAUAUAAGGAAGCUGAGAAGAAUCCGCAGCUGGCACUGGGCCGCCUUGCCUUCCCCGCACCCAGAGCAGCGGCCAGCCCAGCCUCCAACACGGAGAGCAAAUACGAGAUUGCCUCGGCGCCAGUUUCCUUACAGACUUUGAAGCCCAUCGCUGACCGAGCAAACCCGAAAAUCGGCGUAGGCGCACUGGCCUUCAGUCCGGACAACUACUUCCUGGCGACGAGGAGCGGUCAGUGGCUGCGGCCCGCGCCGGGUCCGCUCACGCUUUCCUUUGAGCCCCAGUGCUCAGACCCUAGGAGGAGGAAGCCAGACAGCGUCCCGAACGCCGUCUGGAUCUGGGACAUACAGAAGCUGCGACUCUUCGUGGUGCUUGAGCAGCUGUCCCCGGUGCGCUCCUUCCAGUGGGACCCACAGCAGCCCCGGCUGGCCAUCUGCACGGGAGGCAGCAAGGUGUACCUGUGGUCGCCGGCGGGCUGCCUGUCGGUGCAGGUGCCGGGGGAAGGUGACUUUCAGGUGCUUUCUCUGUGCUGGCAUUUCAGCGGGGACUCAAUGGCUCUCCUCAGUAAGGACCACUUCUGUCUCUGUUUCCUGGAGACUGAGGAGAGAGUUGGCACCGCCUUUGGACGGCCUGGUGACCACACAUAGGACCUGUGUAUAUCCAGGCCCGGGUGAGACCAAGGCAGGACACCUGGCACGUGCCGGCUGUGGAGAAGGGAUGGGCUUUCCUGGGGAGUUGCUCUAGCUAUGCUGGCCCAGAGGAAAUGAUUUGCUGUUAUUUUUCUAUAGCAUUUUUAUAAAUAUGUAUGGUACAAAACUAAUUUUUUUUUAAAUAAAUA